Aspergillus campestris IBT 28561 is the source of this 1058-nucleotide messenger RNA. Its product is annotated as aldo/keto reductase. Bases 22 to 984 code for a protein of 320 amino acids. NCBI's taxonomy places the organism in Eukaryota, Fungi, Ascomycota, Eurotiomycetes, Eurotiales, Aspergillaceae. Gene Ontology annotation, cellular component: cytosol. The record is from RefSeq and is a predicted model, not a curated record. The transcript has 7 exons. Gene Ontology annotation, molecular function: aldose reductase (NADPH) activity.
CCACCAAGUUGAACUAGCAAUAUGGCUCAAGGGCGAAGCUUCAAGCUUAACUCGGGAUACAACAUCCCUGCAAUCGGUCUCGGAACAUGGCUCUCAAAACCACAUGAGGUGGAAAAUGCUGUCGAAACGGCCCUACGCGUGGGAUAUCGUCAUAUCGAUGCUGCCGCGUAUUAUCUGAAUGAACACGAAGUGGGAAAUGGAUGGAAGAAGUCCGGCGUUCCCCGCGAUCAGAUCUUUAUUACCGGCAAGCUUUGGAACACCCAUCACCAUCCCGAGCAUGUUGAAGAAGCUGUCGACAAGUCCUUGAAGGAUCUGCAGACGGACUAUUUUGAUCUAUACCUAAUACAUUGGCCCGUGGCGUUCGAGUAUACCAACGAAACGCUUGCCCCGACCGACCCAGUGACGAAGCGAUUCCGGUUGGCAGACGUUCCCAUCGGCGACACAUGGGCAGCUCUCGAAAAGCUUGUCGCGGCAGGAAAGAUCAGGAGCAUCGGAGUGAGCAAUUGUACCAUCGAAAAGAUCGAGGAGCUCCUCAGGACUGCCAAGAUCCCACUGGCAGUGAAUCAAAUCGAAGCCCAUCCCUAUCUCCAACAACCUAAACUUGUUGCUUACCUGAAGGAGAAAAAUAUCCUUCCUGUCGCGUAUAGCCCGCUGGGUAACAAUAGCCAUAAGCUCCCACGAGUUAUCGAUGACCCUGCUGUGCAGGAACUCGCAGCCAAGCUGAACAAAGACCCGGCCGCACUGCUCAUCUCCUGGGCUGUCCAGCGCGGUACAGGAGUCCUCUCCAAAAGCGUCACGCCUUCGAGGAUUGCGAGCAAUUUUCAAGACUUCGUCAUCCCGGACGCCGAAUUCGAAGCCUUGAACAAUAUGGAUCGUAAUAAGCGUUAUAACUUUCCUUUCCGCUGGGGAGUAGAUAUUUUUGGUGAAGUCGGAGCUGAGGAAGCUGAGAGGCGCGCUGAAGAGCAUGCUGCUGCGCAGCGUUGAUAGUAGUGUUGGUGGGGAAAUAUCUCUUUUGGGCAAUAUAUAUAGUCUAGUAGUGGUGGUCUCAUACGCUAUAU